AUGAAGAGGGAUGGAGAUGGAAAAAAAUUAAAAACAUCAAAAAAUAAUCUUCUUCUACCUUCCUUCUUGUCGCCACCAAUGACUAUCCUCUUUGUUCUUGUCUUUGCUUUGUUUUUGGGACCCGGCAAUGUAUUCGCGGGUGGCAAUGCCUUCAAGCCAGCUGAUGAGUUCCUCAUCAGCUGUGGAGCCAGGAGCCUGGGUUCGGUCCCUGACGGAAGACUCUUCAAGACCGACCAUGAGGCCCAAGGUUUCUUGCAAACCAAGCAAGAUAUCUUAGUGUCUGUUCCAUCAGCCAAUGUUCCUUCUCCUAUAUAUCUGUCUGCGAGGAUUUUUAAAGAGGAUGCCACUUAUGCGUUUACAUUGAAAAGUGCAGGAUGGCAUUGGGUGCGUCUGCAUUUCUUUCAAUUCAAUAACUCGGAAUUCGAUCUGCAAACCGCAACAUUCUCUGUCAACACAGAUAAGUAUGCCCUUCUCCACAACUUCAAUAUAAAUAACAAUACUCAAGUUGUAUUGAAGGAGUAUCUAAUUAAUAUGACCGAACCAAACUUUUCCAUCCAUUUUAAACCUCUGAAGAAUUCUGCUGCUUUCAUCAAUGCCAUUGAGGUUGUUUCAGCUCCUGACAUUUUGAUAUCUGAUCAAGCCACCAACCUUUUCCCAGCUAACGAUUUUGCUGGUUUGAACAACUAUGGAUACGAAGUAGUGUACAGGCUUAACAUGGGGGGACCUUUGAUUACCUCCGAAAAUGACACACUUUCGAGGAGAUGGGUACCUGAUAAGCCAUACCUUAAGCACGAAGCUUUGGCUAAAAGUGCAUCUGUCCCUACUUCCUCCAUCAAAUAUGGUCCAGGAACCUCCCCACUUAUUGCGCCAGCAACAGUUUAUGCAUCUGCACAGGAAAUGGCUGAUUCAGAAACAAGGAUUCAAAAUUUCAAUAUAUCAUGGAAUUUUGUGACUGAUGCAACAUUCAGCUACGUAGUUCGGUUGCAUUUUUGUGACAUUGUGAGCAAAUCCCUCAAUGAUCUCUACUUUAAUGUGUAUCUUAAUGGGAAAAAGGCAAUUUCUGGAUUGGAUUUGUCAUCCAUCAAAGACGAAUUGGCAGUGCCAUAUUUCAAAGACAUUGUCGUGGAUGCUUCCUUGAUGUCUAAUGGACUCUCAGUUGAGGUUGCUCCUAUGAAUGACGAAACUGGAACAAGAAAUGCUAUUCUGAAUGGCUUGGAGGUCUUCAAAAUGAGCAGUGAAGUUAAUAGUUUGGAUGGAGCGUUCGGGGUUGAUGGUAAGGCGCUUGAGAACCAUAAGGUAGUUGUUGCCGUAGGGUUCGGUUUGAUGUUUGGUGCAUUUAUUGGCCUUGGUGCAAUGGUGUUAAAGUGGCACAAGAGACCCCAAGAUUGGCAAAAGAGGAAUAGCUUUUCUUCUUGGUUGCUUCCUGUCCAUGCUGGUGACCAUAGCUUCAUGACAAGCAAAACCUCACUGGGAUCCCACAAGACCAACUUCUAUUCAUCAACUCUUGGUCUAGGUCGUUUUUUCUCUUUUUCAGAGUUGCAGGAGGCAACCAAUAACUUCGAUUCAAGUGCAAUAAUUGGUGUUGGUGGUUUUGGCAAUGUCUAUCUUGGAACGAUUGAUGAUGGUACCAAAGUUGCUGUCAAGAGAGGUAACCCACAAUCUGAACAGGGAAUAACAGAGUUCCAGACAGAAAUUCAGAUGUUGUCAAAGCUCAGACAUAGGCAUUUGGUGUCAUUGAUUGGCUAUUGUGACGAGAAUGAUGAAAUGAUUCUGGUUUAUGAAUACAUGUCCAAUGGACCUUUUAGGGACCACCUCUAUGGAAAAAAUUUGCCGCCAUUGUCAUGGAAGCAAAGGCUGGAGAUCUCUAUUGGAGCUGCUCGCGGACUUCAUUACUUGCAUACGGGAACUGCACAAGGUAUCAUUCACCGUGAUGUGAAGACCACAAACAUUUUGCUUGAUGAUGCCUUUGUUGCCAAGGUUGCUGAUUUUGGGCUGUCCAAAGACGCACCUAUGGGGCAGGGUCAUGUCAGUACUGCAGUGAAGGGAAGCUUUGGGUACUUGGACCCUGAGUACUUCAGGAGGCAACAACUGACAGAUAAAUCUGAUGUAUACUCAUUUGGGGUGGUGCUGCUUGAGGUAUUGUGUGCAAGGCCUGCCCUUAAUCCUCAACUUCCAAGAGAGCAAGUUAACUUGGCUGAAUGGGCGAUGCAAUGGAAGAGGAAGGGGUUGAUUGAAAAGAUAAUCGAUCCUCUCCUUGUUGGUACCGUCAAUCCUGAAUCAUUGAAGAAGUUUGCUGAGGCUGCAGAGAAGUGCUUGGCCGAGCAUGGUGUUGACAGGCCAACUAUGGGAGAUGUGCUGUGGAACUUGGAGUAUGCUUUGCAGCUCCAAGAAGCUUUCUCUAAAGGAAAAGCUGAGGAAGAAAGUAAAACAUCAGCGUCUGUAGCUGACUCCCCUGCUAUUGUAGCUACUCCUAGUGCUAUUUCAACCAUUGUCGCCGAAGACAAUAAAAGCCCAGCUGAAGUUCAGGUCAUUGAUGAGCAUUCAGGAACUGCAAUGUUUGCUCAAUUUGCUGGGCUAAAUGGCAGAUAUCGUGUACGCGAAAUGGCAGACAAUCUUGAUUCAUCUGUAACUGGAAGGGCUAAUCUUCCACAAAAGAGGAGGGGGUUGUCAAGGUAUUACUCAGGGAAAGCAAGGUCAUUUACAUGCAUAGCUGAUGUUCGUUGUCUUGAAGAUCUAAAGAAACCAGAACGUCCUGAUCCCAAAAAAGGAAGAAACAUUCAGAUAGGAGGGGCUUGCACAUUCCUCCAUAUCCAUGUCGACGAGUACCUAGCCCCACCCAAAGCGCCUCACCCUGUGUUGCCCUCAACUAUUAGAACACCAGCAAAGCCACCUGCAUUGACGGCUUGUAGCUACAGUCAUAAACCAGAAAAGGGAUAUGGUGAAUAA
This is a messenger RNA of Dovyalis caffra, 2946 nucleotides long. Lineage: Eukaryota; Viridiplantae; Streptophyta; Magnoliopsida; Malpighiales; Salicaceae. The record is from the annotation of a GenBank genome assembly.